Suncus etruscus (white-toothed pygmy shrew) is the source of this 3525-nucleotide messenger RNA. RefSeq names its product pyruvate dehydrogenase kinase 4 (gene PDK4). Gene Ontology annotation, biological process: protein phosphorylation; regulation of glucose metabolic process. Lineage: Eukaryota; Metazoa; Chordata; Mammalia; Eulipotyphla; Soricidae. The transcript is spliced from 11 exons. Gene Ontology annotation, cellular component: mitochondrion. Gene Ontology annotation, molecular function: pyruvate dehydrogenase (acetyl-transferring) kinase activity. The record is from RefSeq and is a predicted model, not a curated record. Bases 218 to 1456 code for a protein of 412 amino acids.
UUGCUUCUGAGCCCAGACUGCCCGACUCCACCUUCCUCGGAAUCUCCAGAACUUUAUUUCAGGGCGAGGUGCACCGAUUCCCCCAGAACACCUAUCCUGCCCUCCCUGCGUGCAUACGCACCCACGAAUCUCUUAACUAGACCCGGGGCUCGCUCCCUGCAGCCUUCGCACGUCCAGGCUUCUUCCACCAACUCCUGUCCGGUCCGGGGGGUUCGAGAUGAAGGCGGCCCGCUUUGUGCUGCGCAGCGCCGGCUCCCUGAGCAGCGCCAGCCUCGUCCCCCGCGAGGUCGAUCUCUUCUCCCGCUACAGCCCGUCCCCGCUGUCCAUGAAGCAGCUGCUGGACUUCGGUUCAGAAAAUGCAUGUGAAAGAACUUCUUUUGCAUUUUUGAGGCAAGAAUUGCCUGUGAGACUAGCUAAUAUCUUGAAGGAAAUUGAUAUUCUUCCUGAUAGACUACUCAGUACCCCUUCCGUGCAGCUAGUAAAAAGCUGGUAUAUCCAGAGCCUGAUGGAUUUGGUGGAAUUCCAUGAGAAAAAUCCAGAGGACCAUAAAGCUUUAUCAGAUUUUGUAGAUACUCUCAUCAAAGUUCGAAAUAGACACCAUAAUGUAGUUCCUACAAUGGCCCAAGGAAUUAUAGAAUAUAAAGAUUCCUGUACAGUUGACCCAGUCACUAAUCAGAAUCUUCAAUAUUUCUUGGAUCGAUUUUAUAUGAAUCGUAUUUCUACACGGAUGUUGAUGAAUCAACACAUUCUUAUAUUUAGUGAUUCAAAGUCAGCAAACCCAACCCACAUUGGCAGCAUUGAUCCAAAUUGUGAUGUAGUAGCAGUGGUACAAGAUGCCUUUGAGUGUUCAAAGAUGCUUUGUGAUCAGUAUUACUUAACAUCCCCAGAAUUAAAACUCACGCAAGUGAAUGGAAAAUUUCCAGACCAACCUAUUCACAUUGUCUAUGUUCCUUCUCAUCUUCAUCAUAUGCUUUUUGAACUAUUCAAGAAUGCAAUGAGGGCAACAGUGGAACACCAGGAAAAUUGUCCUUCCCUUACACCAAUUGAAGUGAUUGUUGUCUUGGGAAAAGAAGACCUUACAAUUAAGAUUUCAGACAGAGGAGGUGGUGUUCCACUGAGGAUCAUUGACCGCCUCUUCAGUUACACAUACUCUACUGCACCUAAACCUGUGAUGGACAAUUCCCGGAAUGCUCCUUUGGCUGGCUUUGGUUAUGGCUUGCCAAUAUCUCGUCUCUAUGCCAAGUACUUCCAGGGCGAUUUGAAUCUCUACUCUUUGUCAGGGUAUGGAACAGAUGCCAUCAUCUACUUAAAGGCUCUGUCUUCUGAGUCUGUAGAAAAGCUCCCAGUAUUCAAUAAGUCAGCCUUCAAACACUACCAAAUGAGUAGUGAGGCUGAUGACUGGUGUGUCCCAAGUAAGGAACCAAAGAACCUGGCGAAGGAGAAAGUGGCUGUAUGAACAGGGACACUUGGAACACUGGAAGGGAUCAAAGUGGGCUUAUGACAGUGCCGCUUCCUGAACAUUUGCAUGAAACUCUGGUUUCCUCAAAAACAUGACAACAAAAACUCCUUGAUUAGAACAUUGAGGCAGAGGAAAGGAACUUGCUUCUGUUACCUAGGAGAGCACAGUGCAGGACUGCAAGAAUUAACAGAUGACUGGUUCUUUUAUUCUUCUUAGAAUUUGCAUGAGUUGAUAGCAAAUCCUUAAAAAGUAAAUAAGCCUCAGUUUUCCAUUUUUUUAAUCAUCAAAGACCAGAAAGGAAAAGAAAGGAAGACUGAGGCCAAAAGUUUUACAGACUGUGUGUAUAUAUAUCUAUGAUGUUAAAACAAUUGGUAUUUGUUGAGUAACAAAUAUCAAUAUACUAGUAUUGCCCUAUUUACAAAUAAAAGAUUAGGGCUUUAAUGUAUGUGUUUAGAAAUGUAAAUAUACAUUUUAUGUUUGUAUGUGUAUCUAUACAUGUGUAUAUGUGUACUUAAGGAAGAAUAAGAUGGUAACUUAAAAAUUGCUUUGAGAAAAAAAGCAUUUAAAAUACAUUUUAUUCAGUGUUGCUGUCAAGGUAUUCUGCUAUGUGAAAACUCAAAGAAACGUUUUAGUGAAAGGUAGAGCCUUUAUUAUGCUGCUUUUCUUGUUCACCCUCACAUAGUAAGAAAACACUUUAUUGUGAGAUGCCUAGUCUUAGAGGAAAUAAAAGUAUGCACUGAAAUCAGAGUGUUGCCAAUGGAGUGAAAGAAGAAUUGCCAGUGAUCGAAACUAUAUCUUACCUUGCUUUGUUUCUAAAUGAAACAGUUGGCAAAAUCAAUGUUAAGGGAAGAAGUGCACUCAGAACCUGAUUAAGGAGGAAGGAAUGCUCUCUCAUAUAUAAUCCAAAGACAUCCACUUUUCUAGGAUUAAAAAGAUUUACAAAUAUAUGUAAAAAUAGAUUUACUUAUAUAUUUAAUGUGUAUUAUUGUAUUCUCUGUACAUAUUUAUAUUAUCUACACUCCAGUGUCAACUACAUGUAACACAAUUUCUAUUUACAAAUGGCUUGAGAAAAUCAGAAUUUAAUUACUUCUUGGAGUACUUUUAUAACAAAUAACAUGGGAUAAAGAACUUUGUAUGUGAAAACUCAGAUGUUUUCAUUUGUGAACCAUGGAGAUAAAAGAGUUGGUAUGUUUAAAGCUAUAAAACAUAUGGAACUUUUGGAAAGGUAUGCUAGGCAGGUUGACAGCCCCAGCCUAGCAGAUAUGUGUAGACAAGAAAAAGAAUGAAAGAAGGAAAAAAGGAAGUGAAGCAGAAUGCAGAAAUUGCGUAUUCCUUAAAUAAUUGGAAGAUUCAUAUUUUCAUAGAAUAUUGGCAAGAGAAUUUGUGUCUAAGUCAUAUUCCUUUUUUAAUGGCUCUCUGUAAGAUAAUAGACUUUCCUAAGAUUAUUUUCUAAGUUUAUCUGUGUCAAAUUGAUGUUUAAGGCAAGCAGUAGAUAAAACUAGGAUUGUCUGCAUUGUGAGCUGUUCUGUAUGUUGAGUUUAAAAUUCGUGUUCAGUACAAAUUUUAUACAUCUCAACGUCUUGGUGCUUCAGAUAAAACCCUCAAACUAUUUUUUGUAGAUUCAGAUUUCUAAGGAGUUUCAGUCGGUGACUUUCAUUGGCUAUGUAAAACUAUCUGCAAAAAGUUCUUUGACUUUAACAUUUUUAUUGCAAUGUAACCAUUUUUUGCUUAUAAAUUUAUGUAUUUGCCAAAGAUUUAAUGCAAUUGUUUAACACAAACACCCCUAUCGAUUAUCUUUUAAAUAAUAGGGAAAAAGAAAUGCUAGUAUCUCUAACAAUAAUCAUGUAGAGUUCUAUAAAAUAGAAAUAGUCAACAGUAUUUGUAAAACCUGUGAAAGAGUUUUAGGAUUUUAAUGGCUGGCUACUGAAUGUUCAAGUGCACUUAAAUUAUUGGUGUAUAAAUUAUGCUUUUUGUUUCUAGGCUGUGUACAGACAAUUGAUACAGUUUUGUAAUAAAUAUUUUUAUUAAAAUACUAGACAAAACCUUUAAUGGCACACUACUGAGAA